GUUUCAAAGGAAAGGGAGAAGAAAAAGAAAGGAAUCUUCAAUCUUCAUCUUCUUCUUCCCACGGCGGAGAGAAGAAACCAAAACCAAUUUCUCAAUUUAUCAAAAUUUCACAAAUGGAGCUUCCUCCACCUCUACCGGAAAGAUCCAAACGCCUCCAUAACUUCACCUUACCUUAUCUCCGAUGGGGUCAACAAAGAUUCCUCCGCUGCGUCAAGCUUCCUCCUCACCACCACCACCACCACCGAUCUUCCCCAUCUCCUUCUGAUCAUCGUAGUAGAUCCAACAACGGUGGUAAAGAAGAGCUCACCCUCGAUCUCCUCUACGAUUCCGGCAACAACAACAAACCUAAGCGGCUCUCCUCCGUUGAGAGGAACAACACCAGCGGCACCGGCGAUGUUGUUGCUGUUUCUGUUGCAGCAACUCGGCCGUGGAAUUUGAGGACCAGGAGAGCUGCGUGUAACGAACCUGGAGACGAAUCAACGAGGAUCAUCGAGUCUUCUUCUUCUUCUCUUCUACUACGGAGACAUGAAAUUGUUGGUGGACUGAAGAGAGGUAGCAGCGAAGAUCAUGGUGAUGGAGAUUUGAACAACAAAGUCAAAUUCUCUGUUUCUUUGUUGAGAGAAGAAAUCGAACAAGACUUCUCUGCCUUAAUUGGUAAAAAACCUCCCAGGAGACCAAAGAAGAGACCAAGAUUGGUUCAGAAGCAAAUCAAUAAUCUUUUACCAGGAUUGUGGCUAGGAGAAGAAGUAACAGCAGACUCAUACGAUGUUCCUGAGGAUGUGGAAACAUGAGAUAGAUAAACAAAACCAAUUUGGGCUGGUCAGCUUCUUUUCUAUCCAAGAAAAAUGUAUCAACUUUGUUUUGUUUUUUCUACUCUUUGUCAUUUUCGAUUGUAAAAAGGAAGGAAGAAAAAAUAUGUAGCAAUGUGCUCAGGUUUUUUAGUGAUUGAAGAAGCCAUUUACUUUGGUUUCCUUUAAUAUUCUUCUCUUGUUGUAAAAGAGACAACUUGGAGGGGUUUUUUUUUUCCGUUACCAAAGCUAAUUGUAAUAUCUCCUUGGCAAUGGAAUCAUCUCCAGGCUGUUUCUGUUAUCAAUAAUGCAGCUUUUUUACAUCUUUGUUCCCAGACUUAGUUUUGUCUUGUUUGCCUUACUAUUAGCAUCCCCCAGAGAGUUACUUUACUUAGUAUCUUGCUAAGAUUAUGCGUAAAAUAUCUGAUCUUGUUGUUUGUGUCAAGAACUUGAUGAGAAACAGUGUAUGUGCUGUUAGACAACUUUGCAGGGGUCAGACCAAGCUUCCCCUUUACCACAACUUUUUACCAUUUCCAAGGGGUUUUAUGAACAGCUCUCUCUCUCUCUCUCUGGGAAAAGAAAAAAACAAGAUAAUGCAAGGAUGAUCAUAUAUGCUGAUAACGGAUCUUCAGAAAGCUUUUUCUUCUUCUUGAGUGUCCAAACCAGGUUGCAGUUGAAAGCCAUGAUCAACAUGAUAACAAAUCUCAUUGAAACACACUUCAAUGUGGCUAAUGUUAGCAGUCACCAGCCGGUGAGGCGAGUUGGAGGGUCCAUGGUCGAUGAGCAG
Messenger RNA from Camelina sativa (false flax), 1575 nucleotides. RefSeq lists its product as uncharacterized. Lineage: Eukaryota; Viridiplantae; Streptophyta; Magnoliopsida; Brassicales; Brassicaceae. The record is from RefSeq and is a predicted model, not a curated record.